This is a messenger RNA of Erinaceus europaeus (western European hedgehog), 2548 nucleotides long. RefSeq names its product ST6 N-acetylgalactosaminide alpha-2,6-sialyltransferase 1 (gene ST6GALNAC1). The coding region runs from base 248 to 1975 and encodes 575 amino acids. NCBI's taxonomy places the organism in Eukaryota, Metazoa, Chordata, Mammalia, Eulipotyphla, Erinaceidae. The transcript has 9 exons. The record is from RefSeq and is a predicted model, not a curated record. Gene Ontology annotation, molecular function: alpha-N-acetylgalactosaminide alpha-2,6-sialyltransferase activity.
CGGAGACACCUGCCCGCACGCAGGGUGCCGGAGGGGCGCGGGUGGGUGCGCGGCGGCGCGGUGCCUGCGGUCCCAGGGCCCCACCCGAGGGCGGCUGCAGGCGGCGGGCUGCCACUCCCUCCUCGCGGGGAGCCCGGGCGCGGGAGGAGGCCGGCGGGGCAGAGCGGGCAGCCGCCGCCUCCUGGCCGGCUCCCUCCACCUGCACCCGGGCUGCGGCGGCGGACGGGGCGCUCGCCGGCGGGGCUGCAUGGGGCUGUCGCGGGGCCCGCUCUUCUGGCUGCUGCUGGGGCUGCUGGCGGCCGCGUGCUCGGGGAUCCUCUUCGUCCUUUACUCGUCGGCCGCCCAGCCCUACGGGGCGCCCGGGGCCCGAGCCAGGCCAGGAAAUAGAAAGAACAUUCAAGUGAGCCCCCCAGAGGCCACGGAGCAGGUGCCCCACAAGGGAAGGAGGAUCACCAUCCAGGGAGAGGAGGUGCACCAGGUCACAGCCCAAGGCACUGGAGCCCUCAGAGGAGCAGAAGCCAGAAGGGCCCCGGCAGAGCAGCAGAGCACAGGGCCUCAGGAGAGAGGGGGAAGCAUGCUGGAAACGCUGUCACCCAGAAAGCAAGAGAGAGGGACGGCUACCAACAGGACAGGAGCACGGUCACUGCACAGCCAGGACACAAGGACAACCAGAGGGAGGAGACAGCAGCCCAAGAAGCCCCCGGCCAUGAGGCCAAUUCAGGUGAAGCCUCGGGGCCAAGCCAGAACCACAGGGAGCCCACAGCCAGCUCAGGGCCAGAAGGCCACCAUCCUCACCACUGUAGUAGCAAGGUCCACGAUGAGGCGCAUCAAAAGAAGUACCGCUGCACGUGUGUCACCUGUGAAGAGAGCCCAGGCCUCUGCACGCAAUGCCCCUUCCCAGAGUUCCGCUGUACCGAGGAACCAGGAGCUGCGUGCUGCCAACUUCAAGUCUCAGCCCGAGUGGGAUUUUGAGGAGCAAUACAGCCUGGAUGUGGGAGGCCUGCAGUCGAAAUGCCCUGACUCAGUGAAGGCCAAGGCCUCCAAGUCCCCUUGGCUCCAGAAUCUCUUUCUGCCCAACAUCACCCUCUUCCUGGACUCCAGACGCUUCAACCAGAGCGAGUGGCUACGCCUGGAGCACUUUGCACCGCCUUUUGGCUUCAUGGAGCUCAACUAUUCCUUGGUGCGGAGUGUGGUGGCACACUUCCCUGCGGUGCCCCAGCAGCAGCUGCUCCUGGCCUCCCUCCCAGCGGGCAGCGCCAAGUGCAUCAGCUGUGCCGUGGUGGGCAACGGGGGCAUCCUCAACAACUCGCGAAUGGGCCGGGAGAUCGACAGCCACGACUACGUGUUCCGACUGAGUGGCGCUCUCCUGCAGGGCUAUGAACAGGAUGUGGGUACGAGGACAUCUUUCUAUGGUUUCACUGCCUUCUCCCUGACCCAGUCAGUGAUCAGUUUGGGCCAGCGGGGCUUCAAGCAUGUGCCUCAGGACAAGGACACUCGAUACCUGCACUUCUUGGAAGGCACCCGGGACUAUGAGUGGCUGGAAGGACUGCUUCUGAAUCAACCCAUGAGGACAAAAAACCUGUUCUGGUUCAGGCGCCGGCCCCUGGAGCUUUUCCCCCCAGACUUACCCCUGAGCCGAUACCUGUUGCUUCACCCAGACCUGAUGCGCUACAUGAAGAACAGAUUUCUCAGGUCUAAGACUCUGAACACAGUCCACUGGAGAAUCUACCGGCCCACCACUGGAGCCCUCCUGCUGCUCACCGCCCUUCAGCUCUGUGAUCAGGUGAGUGCUUAUGGCUUCAUCACUGAGGGCCACGAGCGCUUCUCUGACCACUACUACGACAAGAAUUGGAAGAAAACAGUCUUCUACCUGAACCAUGACUUCCGGUUAGAGAGAGAGACCUGGAAGAGAUUGCACGAUGAAGGAAUAAUCCGGCUGUACCAGCGUCCUGUGACACCCAAACCCAAGGUCUGAGGGGAGCCCAAGGUGCUUGCAGCUCCUCCAAGGUGUGAGGGGGCCCUCAAGGCUCUCCUGCCAUCUCCUCAGGCCUAGGCCAGGCCCCCAGGCCCUCCAGACUCCCCAAACACCACUUGUGAGAGGAGAAGCUGCCCCCACCAUGGCAGGUGCUGAGCCAGGUCUGGGAGAGCUUAGAAAGUGGAGGCAGGAUCUGUGCCUCAGAGAGAACUCCACCUGGGAGGCCAGGGAUGAUUGACUAGCUGCAGUGAUGAGGCCUCAGUGCUGCAGACUCUGCUGAACAUUCCCUCCUCUGGCCAUGGCUGCCCUGCCCAACCUAGAGGAGAGAGCUGAAGGGGCAGGGUAGGGCUGCACUCCAGACCCUCCACUGAGAAGCUGUGAAAUGGUAAAGACAUUGCUCCUGUCACUCUAAACUCUCAGCAGGGCUCCUCUCAGGGCUCUCUGAUUCUAGAAGAAUCUGCUCUGUUCCUUGUCUUUGAGCCAUUUGACAACUCUCUGGGUUGUAGAGAUCUGACAGUAAUAAACAAUUAUUCUUGUUGGGGACACAAAUAAAUGUCCAUAAGAUGCAAACAU